AUGAGCGAAAUAAAUACUACUAUCUCCAAGAAUGUUUAUAACAAUAUUUCGUUAUGUAAUUCAAGCAUUCAACAAAGACAUCGAACGACUCCAACACAAUUACAAUUUCUUGAAUCAUAUUUUCAAAAUAUUGAUGAUUUUCCUGAUUCAAAUAUGAGAAAGAAAAUCGCUCAGAAAUUAAAUAUGCCAAGCAAAAGUGUUCAUAUUUGUUUACCAUUAUUAUCGGAAACACUUGAUAACGUGUCAGCAUGUCAACAUCAUCAGCAACAACAUUACUUGACAAAUUUUGCAUCAUUAAAACUUCCUCCGUUAAGAAAUUUCGCGGAUAAAAGUUAUGCAAGAAGACAUAAAUCGUCCAAAGACAUUACACUUCCACCGUUACAUUUAGCAGUUCCACAAAUUUUACUUGGUAGUCGUAAGGUUGUUAAAUAUCAUAUGAAUAAUUAUGGUUGUAAAACACCAACUCAAUCCAUCCAUUACACCUAUAACAUUCAUUCGAAUCAAUUCUCUCAACCUCCUCUUGCUCAAUCAAAGCAACAAGAAAGAAAUCAAUCUAAUGUAGUUAAUGAUGAUUCCGAACCAACGGUUACUGCCAAAAACGUGUCAAAAUUAUCUUAUUGCCCUAUAUUUACUACCACAAAUACCUCUUCUAUUUUGACCUCAUUCAACCUUUCUCCUGGCGCGUUACGAUGUGGUUUAUAUCACGUGCAUCAUCAUCCUUGA
Funneliformis geosporum is the source of this 723-nucleotide messenger RNA. Lineage: Eukaryota; Fungi; Glomeromycota; Glomeromycetes; Glomerales; Glomeraceae. The record is from the annotation of a GenBank genome assembly.